Mangifera indica (mango) is the source of this 1794-nucleotide messenger RNA. Its product is annotated as pre-mRNA-splicing factor CWC25 homolog. Gene Ontology annotation, cellular component: U2-type spliceosomal complex. The record is from RefSeq and is a predicted model, not a curated record. The transcript is spliced from 3 exons. Bases 117 to 1463 code for a protein of 448 amino acids. NCBI's taxonomy places the organism in Eukaryota, Viridiplantae, Streptophyta, Magnoliopsida, Sapindales, Anacardiaceae. Gene Ontology annotation, biological process: mRNA splicing, via spliceosome.
GAAAGACGAAGGAGGUUGAAAUCUGCGUCUCGUUUGUCAGUGAGAUUUGGGGGAAAAAAAAAACUUCAAAUUUAUUCAUCGAUCGAUCUAAUAAUUCAGAGGAUCAAAGGAAGAAGAUGGCGUUGAAGUUUCUGAACAAGAAGGGAUGGCACACUGGAAGCUUAAGAAACAUUGAGAAUGUGUGGAAGGCGGAGCAAAAGCACGAUGCCGAGCAGAAGAAAUUAGACGAAUUGCGUAAGCAGAUCCAGGAAGAGAGAGAACGCAACGAGUUUCGCCUUCUUCAAGAACAGGCCGGGCUCGUUCCGAGGCAGGAGCGUUUGGAUUUUCUUUAUGAGUCGGGUUUAGCGGUUGGGAAGAGUGAUGGAGGAGGGGCGAGUGGAAGUGGGAGUGGAUUCAAGGCUCUUGAACAAACUUCUACAACUCCCUCUUCUGUGGCUGCGAAUCAGCAGUCAUCUGCACCGGGUGCUUUAUUUGACGCUGAAAAACCUCAUGCUGCUGGUGAUGCCUGGCGUAAACUUCACUCCGAUCCUUUGCUUUUGAUUCGCCAGCGUGAACAAGAAGCACUUGCCCGGGUCAAGAACAAUCCUGUCAAAAUGGCCCUUAUACGUAAAUCUGUGGAGGAGACAAAAAACAAGGAUAAGCCUCGUGAUAAGAAAAAACAUAAGAAGAAGGAUUGUUCUAGCUCAAAGCAUCGGAAACAUUCAUCAUCCAAACAUCAAUCUGAUUCUGAGGAUUCUACUUCUUCAGAAAUGGAAAGAAUGAGAAAAACUAGGAAUCACACAAGCUCAAACUAUAGCAAACGAGCAGAUUUGGAAGAUGAAUUAAGUGAAAGGAGAAGUAAUGAGAAGAAUCAUCACAGCAAACAAGCGGAUUUGGGAGACGAAUUAAGUGAAAGAAGAAGCAAUGGAAAAAAACAUUACAGAGACUUGAGACACAGAGAGCAGCCACCUAGUGACCUUCCAGAAUUAAGCAACAGAAGAUGUGAUGAUCGGGAUUCUUUGAGGUGGAAUCACGAUAAGUCAAAGCAUGAAAGGUAUUCUUCUGGUGGUCGGACAAAUAUGGAUACUGACAAAAAGGGAAGGGAAAACAGAAGUUCUUAUGAACCAAGCUCCCAUAUUUCUUCAGCUGCUGCAAAUAGGAGUGAAUCACACUAUAAACACUGCAAUGUUGCUCCUAAGCUUUCUGAAGAAGAGCGGGCUGCUAGGUUGCAGGAGAUGCAAGAGAAUGCUGAAUUGCAUGAAGAACAUAGAUGGAAAAGAUUGCGGAAAGCUGAAGAAGAUGAUGCAAGGGAAGCUACACGGGAUGGGAUAUCUGGUGGCAAGAACUUCUUGGAUGCUGCACAAAAAAGUGUGUAUGGUGCUGAGAAGGGGGGAAGCUCAACGAUAGAGGAGAGGGUACGUCGCCGAACAUAUUAUUCACAAGGCCGGUCUGAAGCUAGUGAAGGCAAUGCUUUUAGACGGUGAUGCCGGUAUACAUCCCUUUUGAUGGAACCUGAUAAUCCAGGCUUGCUUAUCUGUUUUUCCCCUACAUGAGUGUAUAUUUCUUGAAUCAGCCUAUGUUACUGCAACAUGUAGUGAUGAGCUACCGAAUGUUAGGCUGAAUGAUCAAGAAUGACGAGCUACUGAAUGUUUCUGCAAAAUGUAAUUCAUUUACUCCUCAAAUAGCCAGAGUAUUUCUCUUCAGAAUCUUGAUAUAACUUUUUGAGUACUCACAAGUGAUAAUUUAUUGUUUCAUGGAUGCUGCAGGCAUCAUAUUCUGGUAAUAGUUAUAUGAUAUGUUGCUUCUGUUACUUUA